Molecule: messenger RNA, 3163 nt
Organism: Rhopilema esculentum
Lineage: Eukaryota; Metazoa; Cnidaria; Scyphozoa; Rhizostomeae; Rhizostomatidae
Source: RefSeq, a predicted model, not a curated record
AACCAGAUUUGACCAAGGGUCCCCCGAGUACAAAACACUGGAUACUCGUUCAAUUACCCUUCCAAAGUCUCUGUACUUAUUUCAUGAACUCUGUGCCACAACUUAUCUUCCCUCCAAGAUUUUGUAAACUUUAAACGCCCUUUCUGCUUCCCGAGUUCAUAAAACCUGUCUUCAAACUAGAUGUAGGACGGAAACAACAAACUUGAAAUUACCUCCCUCUAUUCCCCGCUUUGCUAGAGGAUCUUAGUCCAUUCCCUAACAUGGCCAGCUAAAAAAUGAUAUUUCUGAUGCAUUUAUGUAUGUAUUUUUAAAUCUGUUCAAAUCGUAGAAAAAAGAAUCUGUUUGAUAAAUAUGGGCGCUCUGUGUUCUAUAUCGAAGAACCAUCCAAUCAGCAGUCAUCAUCAGUAUUACGAAUGCACAGCAGUGAACGAAAGUUAACAAUCACAACAGAAGAAUUUCAAGAGCAUGUUGCCAGACUGCAUGCCGACUCAAAUUACCUGUUUUCGGAAGAGUUCUACUCACUCGGCCCUUCGAAACCAGAUUGUACGUGGGAACAUUCUACCCUUCACAUUAAUAAAUCAAAAAAUAGGUAUCAAGAUGUGGUAGCUUAUGAUCACUCGAGGGUUCGUUUGAUGUCCAUAGAUGGUGUUCCUGCAUCUAAUUAUAUAAAUGCAAAUUUCGUUGAUGGUUUUGAAAAGAAACAUGCUUACAUUGCUACCCAAGCGCCUUUAAAUCAAACUAUUGAAGACUUUUGGAGAAUGGUUUGGGAACAAGAUGCUAGACUUCUUGUCAUGCUGACAAAUUUAAUGGAAAGAGGAAGGAGAAAAUGUGAUCAGUACUGGCCACACGAUGGAGAAAUAUCAUACGGUGAUAUUACAGUCAGGAAAUUAGAAGAGCGAAAGUACGCUUUUUAUGUACAUCGGGUGUUCUCAGUAACAUGCUCCUCCGCAGAAAUUUGCAAGGCACUGGGGCAGGAUCGAGAAAGGGUUAGAGUGGUUAGACAAUUCCAUUUCACUGACUGGCCAGAUUUCGGGGUGCCCCAAGAAAGAUCUGCAAUGUUGUCAUUCGUGCACUUAGUAAGAAGAUACAUGCAAGAGAACGAGGGUCCGACUGUUAUACACUGCAGUGCUGGUGUGGGCAGAACUGGAACGUUUAUUGUCAUUGAAUCUCAAAUUGAAAGAAUCAACAGAGAGCAAAGUAUCAAUGUGUACGGAUUCCUAAAAAGCAUUCGAAGUCAAAGAAACUUUCUCGUCCAACAAGAGGUCCAGUACAUAUUCAUUCACGAUGCGCUGGUAGACUAUAUCAAAUGUGGCCUAACCGCAAUUCCCGUCUCCGAACUGGAAACCAUUCACAAUGAUUUUUAUUUCGAUCCGCAUCCCGACACCGCUGUCUCUGUGAUUGAGGAGGAGUGGCAGAUUAUCAACGAAUUUAAUAUUCAUGAAUUUGAAAUGCUGACUGGACGAAGACCAUGCAAUCAGCAAAAGAACCGCGAUUCGUUUAUAAUUCCAGUUGACGCAACGCGUGUCAGGCUGACCAUGAAGAGUGUAACUGAGGGCACAGACUACGUCAAUGCAAAUUACGUCGAUAGUUAUCUUCAGAAGAAAGCGUUUAUCGUUACGCAGAUGCCUCUGCAUGACACAAUUGAAGACUUCUGGCGAAUGAUUUGGGAGAACUUUUCGCAGAUUGUUGUUAGCUUGCUAAGUGACGAGGAAUGUAACAAGGAAGAUUUCUUCAGUUAUUUACCCCGUCAAGACUGCAAUCCAGUGAACUUCGGCGCUUUCGAGAUUCGCUGUCUAAGUGAAAAGAAAUUGGAAUUUUACAGAUUGCGAGAACUCGAGGUUGUUGGAAGAGUUGAGGGGGGAGAGAGUGAACGACGCAAGGUGCACCAUUACCAAUUUUUAGGAUGGCAAGAGAAUACUCUGCCAGAAAUUGAGAAUGCGUUUGAGAUGAUUAGCCUUAUCAAAGGCAAAAAAGCAAUGGGAAGGGGCACCAGGUCAGCGAGCAGCAGUCCCGUGGUUGUCCACUGCAGUUGUGGCAUCGGUAGAAGUGGUGUCUUCUGUGCGUUGUCAAACAUCAAGGAACAGAUGGAUGACUUCGAAGAAACCAUUGACGUUUUCUCAACUGUUCGUAUGCUUAGACGGCAAAGGCCACUGCUAAUUAAUUCAAAGGAUUUUUAUGAGUAUCUUUAUCGUGCUGCCUUGAGGUAUAAAGAAAUGAUGCCUGCAUUUCCGCCUGAAGAAGAAUUCCAGGAUUUGCACAUUGAGCUCACCCAUUCGCCCGCCCCAUUUUCAGAUGAUGUCCUAAAUCUAAUCGAAAACAUGGAAGAAGACUCUGACAGUGACGUUGGUAUUUAAUUUCUGUUCGUCGUUUGAUACAAAUUAAAAUUUCGGAAAAGUUUAAAAGAGUUAGCUCUAUAAAGAGCUAUAAGUCAGGUGCUAAAAAAGGAGCGAUAAUCUUAGAUGUUUGAAGUAUUGUUUAAAAAUUUAAAGGGAAACUCACAAGAUAGAAAAGGACGACGUCACAAGCAAGUUGAAUGUAAUGAUAUUUUUUGCUGAUAGAAAAUGAUGCCCCGAUUGGUUAGUAGCGCCAUCGUGACGUUAUAUUUCAUCUGAUUUCAAGUUGCUCUGCUACUAGAUUUUCAUUACUUCAUUAAAUAGCAGGUUUUUAACUUUACAGUUACACUUCCACCUUUGUGGCGUUCUUUAAGCGCAUCUGCAAAGAUAGGAGGCCCUCUUUUCACUUGAUCAUGUAUAAAUUAAAUAGCAUUUGUAAUGUCAGAACUUACUGCGUAAUGAAUGGGGUUCAUGUAAUUUCUUAUAAAUAUAUGCUGUAUUUUAGUAGAUUUUAUAUUGUCCGUUAAUCAGCAAGUCCUAGAUAAAUAUUAUCGUUUUUUUUUAUAUCUGCUUUUUAGUUUUUGUGAAGAGUAUCCUUUGAGUGACAUCCAUAAACUAUCUACCAACCACCCUGCAGACUGUUAAACCGAUUUGCAACCUAUUAAAAAAUAAUUAGUGUCGUUUAAUAAUCCACGAAUCAUUUUCUGAACAGCUCCUAGCACCUCUUCAGAUGCGUUUUGUUACUCACGUAUUUUUAAUAAAUUUAAUAAAUGUAUCUUUAUUGUAUAUUUAGUGACUUUUUAUAUCAUUACUUUGAUAAUUACAGUGGC